This is a messenger RNA of Bombus terrestris (buff-tailed bumblebee), 689 nucleotides long. RefSeq lists its product as uncharacterized. Gene Ontology annotation, cellular component: mitochondrion. NCBI's taxonomy places the organism in Eukaryota, Metazoa, Arthropoda, Insecta, Hymenoptera, Apidae. The record is from RefSeq and is a predicted model, not a curated record. Bases 223 to 573 code for a protein of 116 amino acids. The transcript is spliced from 4 exons.
CUAGAUUCUACCAUAGCCAUAACUUGUAUUAGUUCGAGAUUUAUGAGUGAUAGUAGAUUUAUAGUGAGCUUGGGCUCGAGGCGACAACCAGUUGUCGAACGUAGCCGCGGUCAAGGAAUGGACGUUUUGCUUAACAAAGGUUACAGUUACAAAGAGUCCUAAGCAGUUUUUGCGAUUUGUCACGUAUUCCUUCUGAACAGUGCAAAUUUUCUGCUACAAAAGAUGUGUGCACAGAAAAUAGAAUCCUACGAUUUAUCACCAAAACAACGAUCAAUACUAGAAUGGAAAUACGCAAGAAGAACUCAAUUACGUCAAAAAUAUUUAAAAGAAGUUCUCAACCCAACGAUGCAAGUAAUGCCCGUGGAUAGUGCAGUUCAACGAUUAAUUUCAUUGAGACAUAACCAUGAUUAUGUUUCAAAUGUAAAGUUUCUGCCACAUUUAGUAUUUGGUUUUGCGUGGAUUGGAGCUAUAUAUCUUAGUGGAAGAUUUCUCAAGAAAGUGAAGGAAGAUGAAGAACAUUUAUAUCGUACUGGUCAAGUAGCAUAUGUUGAUAGAGAAUUUAAAUUUGGAUAAUAACAUUUCUUUUUCCAAUUGUAUAUUUGUAGAUCUUAAACUUACAAUAUAUAUGUCAGUACCUGUACUCUAAUACAAUAAAAUAUAAAAUGAGUAUUUCAUUAGUAAACAUAAAA